CUCCGAAGUACUAAUUAUCUUUAAACGGGUUUUACGAGACGCGAUCGGCCGCGCCGCGGGCGCCGUCGCAAAGGCCCAUUAGAGAAGCUAAUACUCUAGCCAUGGCCCCCAAGAAGAGCACGUAUGCGCCUGCGAACUACGGCUCGGUCGCCGAGGCGCUGGUGGGCCUGUACGGCGAGAAGGUGCGCGGGGCGGAGCAGCAAAUGCUCUUCGACCGGUUUACGACGUCUCUCCUGUCGGACGCGGAACUCUUGGCGAAACCCAUGGUCCUGCUGCUUGGUCAGUACUCGGCGGGCAAGACGACGUUCAUCCGCUACCUCGCGGGGCGCGACUUUCCAGGCAUCCACAUCGGCCCCGAGCCGACGACGGACGGCUUCGCCGCGUUGAUGGACGGCACGAGCCCGACGCCCAUCCCGGGCAACGCCGCGACGGCCGACAAGCGACGGCCAUUCCGAGCGCUCAGCCGCCACGGCGCCGCGUUCCUCAACAAAUUCUGCAUCUCCGAGCUGAGGUGCGACCUCACGAAGGAACUCACGCUCAUCGACACGCCCGGCAUCCUGGCCGGCUCCAAGCAGACCAUGGGCCGGAACUACGACUUCGCCGAGAUCGUGAAGUGGUUCGCCGAGCGCAGUGAUCUGAUUCUGCUCCUCUUCGACGCGCACAAGAUCGACAUAUCGGACGAGCUCAAGACGGUCAUCGAGUCCCUCCACCAGCACGACGAGAAGAUGAGACUGGUGUUAAACAAGGCCGACGCCCUCACGACGGAGGAGAUCAUGCACGUCUACGGGGGCACGAUGUGGUUCCUCGGCAAGGUGUUCAAGACGCCGGAGGUCAAGCGGAGCUACAUGUCGUCGUUCUGGGACAAGCCGCUGCGAAACCCGGAGCUCGAGCGGUUCAUGUCCGAGGAGCGCGAGCGGCUGCUGGCCGACCUGUACGCGCUGCCCGCCGGCGCGCGGACGCGCAAGGUGAACGAGUUCAUCAAGCGCGUGCGCAAGGGCCGGGCCCACUGCCUCGUGUUCAAUCCUGUGUGGAAAUCAAAUUUCGGACGCCCCACGCCAUCGACGCGAUGUUGUCUCCGUAGCUGCAUCUGCUCGAUGGCGUGGCAAUUCCACGCCAUUGGCGCGACGUUUUCCUCGCGACCGUGUCGGCUCGAUGGCGUGGGGGCUCACGAAGGUCCACACAACAUUUCUCAGGAUAACCUAACUCACUGGUUGAUUUCCACACAGGUUCAAUCACCUCCGGAGGUCGAUGCCGUCGAUGAUGGGCAAGGCCAAGGCCAAGGAGCGGUUGCUGAGCACGCUCCCGGACGAGUUCCGCAAGGUCGCGCAGCAGGCCAACGUCCCCCUGAACGACUUCCCGAACCCCUACGAGUACGCGCAGACGCUCGCCACGUACGACCUGUCGAAGCUGCCGAAGGCGUCCAAGGAAACCCUGCAGCUCUACGAGGACGUCAUCGAGCGGGACCUCCCCGGCAUCAUGCAGCACUUCACCUCGACGCCGGGCGCGCCGCCGCCGUCGGCGUCCUCGCUGCAACCCGACGGCGAGCUGCGCGGCUGGCUCCACAAGCAGGCCACGUCGGGCAAGUGGCAGCGGCGCUACUUCGCGCUGCGGGAGGGCACGCUUGAGUACUACCGGCGGCCGGAGGAGCCGAAGCCGUCCGGCGCCGCGUGGAAAUCAAAUUUCGGGCGCCCCACGCCAUGGACGCGACGUUGUCUCCGUAGCUGCGUCUGCUCGAUGGCGUGGAGUUUUCAGGCCAUGGACGCGACGUUGUCGCCCGUGACGGCGUCGGUUCGAUGGCGUGGAGGUUCACGAAGGUCCACGCAAUAUUUCUCAGGAUAACCUAACUCACUGGUUGAUUUCCACACAGGUCCGGCGCGCUGGACCUCGCGGGGUGCCGCGCCAAGCCGAGGCCCGAGUCGGACCGGCCGUUCACCAUUCGGAUCGAGACACGCGAGCGGCCCUACCACCUCGCGGCCGCCUCGGGCGACGAGAUGUCCGAGUGGUUGCUGUGCCUGCAGCACCACUGUUCGCGGGGCGAGUCUGGCUAGGUGGCCUAGGUAGCUAGGACGGGUAUAUUGCGCGUUGCGAACACGUUGCAUGCGACACUGGCACGAGCUUCGGGCAUCAUGAUCGAGGUCGACCGUGAGUCGUCGUGAGUCCGUGACUCGGAGAAGCUCUCGGAGAGCAGUAGGUCGAGUGGCCCCUGAGUGUGGCGAUUACAGUUCCGAGUCGUGAUGUCACUGACUCGGAUGACUCCUUGCUCGAAAACUUGAAUCAUGAUGGUGUAAAAGUCCAUUUAGGCUGGCACAACUUAUUCAUAUUCAUCGCGAUCGGCAUGUGAAGGGGGUGGGACCAUACGGCAGUUGCGGGUCACAUGACGCCGCAGACCCCCGACAGGCGGCUCUUGCGCGCGGCGGCCCGUGCGGCAGCCUUCUCGGCGGCGAGCCGCGCGGCGCGGUUGCGGCGCGCCGUCAGGCGUGCGGGAUGCGUGUCCGUGGAUGCGCGCGGCGGCGGCGGCGGCCGGCGGGAAAGUUUGAGGCGCAUCGCGGCACGGCGCCGCAGCGCGUCGUCCGCGGCGGCGGCCGCGGCAGCGACGAGGUCCUCGAGGACCGCAUCCAUGGCGCGCCGCGC
Pelagomonas calceolata is the source of this 2631-nucleotide messenger RNA. Lineage: Eukaryota; Pelagophyceae; Pelagomonadales; Pelagomonadaceae. The record is from the annotation of a GenBank genome assembly.